CAUGGUCCUAGAGCCGUCCACUUCCUGCAGCCACUGCUCAACGCAAACCAUCACCUUACUGUAAAUGCGACGUGUCAGUGUCCCGAUUCAGAUGAGAAUAUGGAUUCUCCUCAGCCUGGCAGUCCACCUCUAGCGGACCAAAUACCUCCGUCUGCUCAAGAUGACAUGAAACCACAAGAGAGAGAUGCGCCAUCUAAAAAACGAAACAGAGGCAGGCCUCCAAAGGCCAAGUCGCCAUUUAAAUGCUCUGCCUGUACGGAGGUCUUCAGAAAUAUCUCGGCUCUUUCAAGCCACAAAUUGUCUGCACACUCAAAAGAACGCCCACAGCCACACUCUUGUUCUCAGUGCGAUAAAACAUUUCCCAACAAGGCUCAGCUCUCCAAGCAUGAGCGCAGCCAUUCUGCUCAGAGGCCCUUUCAGUGUCCCGACUGUCACAAAGCCUACAAGACUCCCACCGAGCUCCGCAACCACAGCCGCUCCCACACAGGUGAGAAGCCCUUUGUCUGCACUGAGUGUGGGAAGGCCUUCAUGCAGGCUAUAUGUCUGAGAAUCCAUAUGACACAGCACAACGGAGAGCGCCCAUACUCUUGCCGCCAGUGCUCCAAGAGCUACCCCACCUUAUCCAAACUGAAGGUGCAUAUGCGCUCACACACAGGGGAGAAGCCCUAUUUCUGUGCGGAGUGUGGGAAGAGUUUUGCUGACCCCUCUGUUUUCAGAAAGCACCGGAGGAACCACCAGGGCCAUCGGCCUUAUGCCUGUGAAGAGUGUGGUAAAACCUACACAGAACUGAAGGAUCUGAAGAACCAUGAGCGCUCUCAUACUGGUGAAAAGCCCUAUCUGUGCUCAGAAUGUGGGAAAGCCUUCUCUCGUUCCUCAUCUUUGGCAUGUCACCAGCGCAUCCACUCUCAGAACAAACCCUACCAGUGUGAACAGUGUGGCAAAGGGUUCACCCAGCUGUCCUCCUACCAGUCUCACCUCCGCACCCACUCCGGAGAGAAGCCCUUCCUCUGUCCACAGUGUGGCAAGAUGUUCUCUGACCCCUCCAGUUUCAGACGACACCAGCGCGCACACCUGGGUUUUAAACCUUAUCCUUGUGACAAAUGCUCCAAGAGAUUUAGACAGCCAGCUGAUUUGGCUGUGCAUGAGCGAGUGCAUUCUGGAGAGCGUCCCUUCAAAUGUAUGAGCUGUGACAAAGCUUUUGUAGCAUCAUGGGAUUUGAGACGCCACAUGCUUGUUCACACAGGGCUCAGACCUUUCUCCUGUACUGAAUGUGACAAGUCAUUUGCCGAGCGCUGCAGCCUCAACAAGCAUCGACGUGUGCACUCCGGAGAGCGCCCGUUUAAAUGUGGAGAGUGCCUAAAGUCUUUUGUGGUGUCAUCCAGUCUGCGCAAGCAUGAAAGAACCCACCUGAUAGAGCCGACAGUGCAACAACAAGAACAAGAGCCUGACACUGGGUCAGCCUGUGGUGUUAAUGCCAACACAAGCCUCCCUCAGCUCUCCUCUACCCACUGUGAUGCCACCUUUGGGGCAUGGGACGAAGUACAGGCCCCUGAGAGUCUUCACACUGUGGACUCGACUAGUACAGCUGUGACCAAAGUGGGCGUACAUGUUUGUGAGAUCUGUCAGGCAGAGUUCACUCAGCUGACCGAACUCCAGGAGCACGAGAAGCAGCAUCCCAAGCCCCGGCCCCACAUGUGCGACAACUGUGGUAAAGCAUUUCACAACAAAUCAGGGCUGCGCAAACACCAGAAGAUCCACUCCAACAGCAAGCCCCAUAGCUGUUCCCACUGUGGCAAAACAUUUCUGUUUGCCGCAUACCUUCGCAAGCAUUUACGAACUCACACAGCAUCUACUACAGCCAGUGCCUUGAACACUGUCCACACAGACCCCUUUCCCUCUGCGCCCAGCCCCACGGAAGUUCCACCCAGCACAGUAGAGGCCAGUGCUAUUGCUCUGACUGUCCCUGUCACUGCCUUUCCAAAUCUCCCAGAGUACUUGGUUAAGCAAGAGGAACUUUCCUCUGUCUAGUAUUUUAUCAGUGGGGAAUGAUAAUGAGAUCUUCCUUGAUGAACAUUACUUUUGUAUCCAGGUUGAUUCUUCUCAAAACAUAAUGUUAUCAAUAUGUAAAAGUUGUGAGUGUCAUGAAAAGACAUUCAGUAAAGGUUUUAUUACUUUACCAUUUUUAUUCAAUGUUUGUUCUCUGUUUCGUUCUCUGUUCCAUUGUGCUACAAUCUUAAUGAGCAAAAAAAAAUAAAAUAAUUAUAUAUCAAUUGUAAAUAUUCUGACUGAUUUUGGCAUAAACUUAACAUGUUUCUUCAUUUGGUGUUGUGUGUUAUUAGGAUUAGGGUUAAUUGAGCUUUCAGUGUAUAUCAUGUUUUAGCAAGAACACAUACAUUAAUGACUCAAAUCGUAAACGCAAAACCACACGACAUUUUAAUUAAACAUGUACAUAUUUGACAUUACCUAAAUAAUAAAUGCACAGUCUAUAUAUUUAUAAUUUCACCUCAACAAAGCUGUCUUUACUUUUGUCCUUUGGAAAUACUCAUUUAUCAAAGAAUACUAGAAUAAUUUAAGUACACUGCAGUGUAUGUACCAUUGCCUUUUAUUUGUCUGGAUCAAUAAAUGAU
Molecule: messenger RNA, 2627 nt
Organism: Periophthalmus magnuspinnatus
Lineage: Eukaryota; Metazoa; Chordata; Actinopteri; Gobiiformes; Gobiidae
Gene: znf668
Product: zinc finger protein 668
Exons: 2
Coding region: 100-2028 (642 amino acids)
Biological process (GO): regulation of transcription by RNA polymerase II
Cellular component (GO): nucleus
Molecular function (GO): DNA-binding transcription factor activity, RNA polymerase II-specific; RNA polymerase II transcription regulatory region sequence-specific DNA binding
Source: RefSeq, a predicted model, not a curated record